CGCCCCGGCCGUCACGCGAACCCAUCGACCGAGAGGGAUCGGCACGUAGUCUUCGGAGCAUCGAGGCGCGCAUCGAGGCGCGCACGGGCCGGGCGCGAAAACACCCGGUGCGACCCCGCGCGCCGUGAAAUUUUCCACACCGAACGGAAGCCGGCGAGAAGCGAACACGUGGGAAAUGGGGACGGGAGGCACUGCGGGAACGGCGGAUUCCCCGACGAAGAGGGACCUGCAUCGCGUGACGACGCAGGAGAAGCUGUUUCAGAGCGAGUUCAACGCCCCCGCGGGGCACUGCUCGGUGAACGCCGGGGAGGUGCGGUGGACCCUGCGGGGCUACUUGCCCCCGAAACAUCUCCGCAUACCCGGCUACAACUACGGCUUGCCGGAGGACAGCCAGGGCACCGGCUUCGACGAGUGCUCCCCUUCGAUCGUGGGGAGGGAGAGCACGCGGGAGCUGAUGGCGGGGGUGUUCCUACCGUCGUGCGGCGACGUUGACAUGACCGACAACAGCUCCAAGGUGACGAUAACCCUGAACGAUACGAGGACGGUCAAGGGUAACAUGUCGUCGCGGCCGUCAUGGGGCGGCGCGCACUACGCCAAGGCGGCGGAGAUGGCGGUGCCCAACUACGCCAUGUGAGAGGGGCGAGAGCUCGCGCCCCGGGAGGGAUUCUUUUCCCCACCGGAGCGCGUGAAAAAAACCGUGAGGAGGCUCCGAAAAACACACUAUUCUUUUCGCCCCGAGAGAGCCGCGGCACGCGCCGUCCCCUCUCGUCGUGCGGCACAACCGUAUACGCUACCGACACCGUGUACCCAUACCGUGAUGAGUCCGGCCGAUUCGAUUUCAACCGUGUUUGUACUGUUGUAAUACCCCAUCCGUAGACUUGAUCGUU
Molecule: messenger RNA, 887 nt
Organism: Micromonas commoda
Lineage: Eukaryota; Viridiplantae; Chlorophyta; Mamiellophyceae; Mamiellales; Mamiellaceae
Exons: 2
Coding region: 176-634 (152 amino acids)
Source: RefSeq, a predicted model, not a curated record